AAUUAUUGUAAACACGACUUGAUAGUUGUAAUACUUGUCUCUCAAAUUGAACCAUUCUCGCUUGAAUCUGUCGCCUCUACUUGGCCAAUGACCCAAGUCAUGCCAAACAUCAACAGCAUCCCAUGACCACCGUACCACCCAACUGACCCGCUAAUCCCUCGCCAAAUUACAUGAUUGAUUCAUUCAUGCGUCUUGAGUGGAUCGUGUGUGUUUCCUAGAUAUCUCACUUCGUUGCCUCGGCCAAAAACACAUUUGUUUAAGAAGAACAAUCUCCACCAUAUUCGACAUCUUUGAUCUUGAUCCUCCACACUCACCAAACUUGCCCUCCCAGCCGUGUUCAGAAUGGAUCAUCUCGUCGUCGGCGUCUUGGGCGGCGGGCAGUUGGGUCGAAUGCUGGUCGAGGCGGCUCAUCGACUCAACAUCCAAGUGGCUGUCCUGGACAGCGAGAAUGCCCCCGCCAAGCAGAUCAAUCUCGUCGCUUCCGACAAACACAUCACCGGCUCGUUUGCAAAAGCCGCUGAUGUCCAAAAAUUGGCCCGCAACUGUGAUGUCCUGACAUAUGAGAUUGAGCAUGUCGACACCAAGGUCCUUCAGGAGCUUGACGAGGAGAAGCCUUUUGUCGAGGGCACCCAGUCGUGGUCCCGCAUUCAACCAAGCUGGGCCACGGUGAGAACCAUCCAAGAUAAGUUUCUACAGAAGCAGCACUUUGCCAAAUUCGACAUCGCUACAGCACAGUCCAUCGCUGUCGGCACUUCGGAGCCACAAGGCUUGAAGGAGAUUGCCGACCGACUUGGCUAUCCAUUCAUGCUCAAAUCACGGACCGAAGCCUACGACGGAAGAGGCAACUAUCCUGUGAAAUCUGUAUCAGAGAUCGAAGCAGCUUUGGCAGCUUUGAGCAACCGUCCCUUGUAUGCUGAAAAGUGGGCUCAUUUCCGGAUAGAAUUGGCAGUCAUGGUCAUCAAGACAAACCAGGAAGCAUCACUCGAUUCAUGGGAAUCAAACACUCUCGCCUAUCCCACCGUGGAGACCAUCCAUGAAGACAGCAUCUGCAAACUCGUAUAUGUGCCCCCUCGGGGUGUCUCAAGAAAACUGGCCAAGGCGGCUCAAGUCUUGGCUCGGCGAGCUGUUUCGACCUUUGCUGGUACUGGCGUCUUCGGGGUGGAAUUGUUCUUGUUGGAUGAUGAUAGUCUCGUUGUCAACGAGAUUGCACCUCGUCCUCACAACUCAGGACAUUACACCAUCGAGGCGUGCCACAUGUCUCAAUAUGAAGCACAAAUUCGGGCAGUUCUGCCAAAACUGUCCAAGACCAUCCUACCAGGCUCUACCGACCUCGUCGCCCCUGCGGCAAUCAUGCUGAACGUUCUCGGUGGUCCGGAACCCGAUUCGCAUCUCUUGGUUGCUGAUGCCGCUCUGACCAUCCCUGGAGCCAAAGUCCACCUCUAUGGCAAAGGGGAUGGGCGACCCGGUCGCAAGAUGGGCCAUAUCACUAUUCUUGGUCAGUCCAUGUCUGAAGUCGAGACAAAGAUCCAUCCCCUGAUCAAUAUUGUCGACUCCAUCCGGGCACACCGCCACGAUAAAACAUCGUCGUCGGCUGCAGCCAUCACCAAGAUGGCCAACAGCCUGAACAUCUCCAACCCAGCGCCAAAACCAAAGUCUGUGAUUGCAGUAGUCAUGGGGUCUGACACGGAUCUCGCAACGCUUCGACCAGGACUCACUCUUCUGGACGAGAUAGGCAUCCCUUACGAAGUCACCAUCACCUCCGCCCACCGAACACCGCAACACAUGCUGAAUUUCGGCAAGGCCGCUGCAGGUCGUGGGAUUCGAGCCAUCAUAGCUGCGGCUGGGGGUGCAGCACACUUACCGGGCAUGAUGGCAUCGGUGACGUCGGUGCCGGUGAUUGGCGUGCCAGUCAAGGCCAGCAGUUUAGACGGUCUGGACAGUCUGCUCAGCAUCGUACAGAUGCCUAGGGGCAUUCCAGUAGCCACGGUUAGUAUUGGGAACAGUAUCAAUGCCGCACUCCUGGCGGCGAGAAUCGUGGGAACCAGUGAUGCUCGAGUGAGAGAAUGGGUGGAGAACCAUCUACAAAAGAUGGACGAUGAGAACAUGGCCAAGGCAGCGAGAUUGGAGGCCGAGGGCUGGAAAGAUUAUAAAAAGCUGGAUUCGUGACCUCUGCGCGAUUUGAGGGGAAAUUCCAGUAGUCAAACAAGGACGGAGCUCUAGGUGCUCAGAUGUAACAGUUAUAUGGCCAUGCUUAAAUUUGGCCCCUAGCUUGGUGGUAGAUAUUCAAAGCGAGAUCGAGUCACCUCAAGUCAACCAAUUCAUCACAUUGAC
This is a messenger RNA of Exophiala mesophila, 2331 nucleotides long. RefSeq names its product phosphoribosylaminoimidazole carboxylase, ATPase subunit. Gene Ontology annotation, molecular function: phosphoribosylaminoimidazole carboxylase activity; ATP binding; metal ion binding. The transcript has a single exon. Lineage: Eukaryota; Fungi; Ascomycota; Eurotiomycetes; Chaetothyriales; Herpotrichiellaceae. Bases 343 to 2166 code for a protein of 607 amino acids. Gene Ontology annotation, biological process: 'de novo' IMP biosynthetic process. The record is from RefSeq and is a predicted model, not a curated record.